Recurvomyces mirabilis is the source of this 681-nucleotide messenger RNA. RefSeq lists its product as uncharacterized. The coding region runs from base 1 to 681 and encodes 226 amino acids. The record is from RefSeq and is a predicted model, not a curated record. The transcript is spliced from 2 exons. Lineage: Eukaryota; Fungi; Ascomycota; Dothideomycetes; Mycosphaerellales; Teratosphaeriaceae.
AUGGCUGAGUUCGUCAAGAAACUUGCCGCGCAAGCUGCUUCAGGCGGCUCUGGCGGAUCGGGCGGAUCUACGGGCGCUGAAGGGGCGAGUGGUGGCUUUGUGCACAAGCUGUCCGAUGCAGUGACGAGAAGCAAACACCCUGGAGAGGGUGGCCAGGGAUACGGCCAGAACCAGGGCUACGGCCAGAACCAGGGAUACGGAUCCGCGGGCUACGGCAGCAACCAGCAGAGUAUGUAUAACACUCAAGGGCAGGGCUACCAGGGCCAGUAUCCUGGAGGCGAGCAAGAUAGCCACGAGCAGUACGCACCUGGAGCUUAUCAGCAGGGCCGUCACAAUGAAUACCGCGAAGGUGGCCGUGGUGGCCACGAACAGGGAGGUCGUGACCGCUACCAGCAAGAGGCACACGGUGGCUUCGGCGGGUAUCAGCGCGAUGAGUAUGACCGCGAUGAGCGCCGCGGGUACGGCCAAGGCGAACACGUUGGCUACGGGCAAGGUGGACGUGAGGGCUACGGCCAACCAGGACAUGGCGAGUAUCAGCAACGCGGGCACAGUCUCUAUGAACGCAGUGGGCGUGAAAACUACGAGCAAGGCGGGCAUGGCGGCUACGAGCGGAGUGAGCAUGCCAGGUACGAGCAAGCCAGACGCGGCGAGUCCCAUGAGGACGGGUGCGACGGGUAUUAG